UUCAGUUCCACCCGUAGCAGGUAGCUAGUCGACUGCGCCGUACUGCGGUAAAACGGUCCUGUCACUAAGUUCAUUGUUGUUCUGCGUAUUAGUGCAACUAUUCCUUUACUAAGGAUAUCUGUGAUCUAUUUAAGCAACUGACUCUUCACUGUCUACCCCGAACCUACGUUUAAAACAAAAUGGCAGCCGUAGAAGGCGUUGGACAGGGCACCGAGCUCGAACAAAUACAAGCCAAAUCCAGAGAUGUCGCCAACAAGUCGUUGGAGACCACCCGCCGCCUGUUGGCGCUCACCGAAGAGAGUAAGGAAGCGGGCAUUAAGUGCCUUGUCGCUCUCGACGACCAGGGAGAGCAACUGGAUAACAUCGAGAAGGGGAUGAACACCGUGCAUACCGACAUGCACCAAGCUGAGAAGAGUCUCAAGGAGAUGGAAAAGUGGUGCGGGCUCUGCACACUUCCCUGGAAAAAAGGUCCUGCUAAAAAGAAGACGGACAACGACGUAUGGACCGGCAAAAACGAGAGCAAGGUGGUCAACAACCAACCGCAGCGAGUGAUGACCGAUGAGCGAAAUGGCUGUGGGCCUAUGACCGGAUACAUUGGCAGGAUAACAAACGACGCCUUGGAAGACGAGAUGGAGGAGUGCAUGGUGCAGGUGAACACCAACAUCGGCAAUCUGAGGAACAUGGCUCUUGACAUUGGCUCCGAGCUCUCCAACCAGAAUAACCAGAUUGAGCGCAUCCAGCGUAAGGCCGAUUCGAACGUGGACACUCUGAAGGAUGCCAACGAGCGAGCGCACAAACUGAUGAAGAGUUAAACACUAUAUCUAUCGACAAUAAUUUCUUUAUAGAUAGGGUUGCAUAUUACCCUAUGUGUAGAAAACUAGCUAUAAUCGGAGUGCUGUGAUGCAUUAUACGAGUCUGGAUACAUACAACGAAAUUGAUUCAUCCUUUGUUACCGUAAACAAAUGAAUUAUUGAAAUACAGAGAUGAACAAUAUAAUAAGCAGAAUCAUUGUCAUUCUAGUUAGCCCAAAAUGUAAAAUAACAUGGAGCGUCCAUUGACUCUGAACAGACAAAGAUUUUUUCGUGGCAAAAACGCUUAAUCGACAAUAUUAAAUAUCGAUAUGUGUGUUAUCGAUGACUUAAACAUUAUAUCAUCUUCUAUUUAUUAAUUUAUGACUAGACAUUGGUAUAGAUAAACGAUUUAUCAAUAUUUCAUUUUGUCGAAUGCUUUUUUAGCCAGGAAAAAUAUUAUACAUAAUAAUAUUGGCUAUGAAAUAUUGUUCAACUGCGUACGUCUAUAUAGUUGAUUUGGCUAUGGCGGUACUUACGUUUUGCAUCGGCUAAACUACUUGAUAUUUCAGAAUGGCUACCUACUUGGUGCCAGCUGCCCUUGUAGAACUAUACUAUCCGCAAACCAAAAUAACGACCGAGAUUAUUUUACCAUCUCUUUCACUCCUACUACGACUAUGCAAGUGUGAAUGAAAAGUUUUACGAUCGCGGUCGUCACUUUGCUUUGCGGAUAGUUUAACGCGCGUUAUGAGAAACUACCCUCCUAUUUCUAAUAAACGAGAGAGUUGCUGCUAUAGCGCUUGAAUGAGUUGUGGUAGACAAAGACAAAAUAACUAGAGUCUAAGCUUCUUCUUCCUUGGUAGUUGUCGUUACUAUAUUACAUAUUUUGCCUUGAUUGACAGCUAGCUCUUACUUCCAUUAAAUGCGAGCUCAUGUCACCUCUGUUAUAUUUAAUGAAAGCUUGUUGCGCAUGUAACAGGCCAGGUAUUUAUAUAAGGCAGCCUCUAUGAGCACCCGGCUUAAUUAAAAUCAUAUCAGAGGAAUACUUUUUGAAGAGACGCUGUUCUCAAAAUGCGUUGUUCCAAUUUCACAGAAUAACUGUUUUUUUCUUCAAUACAAAUCAUUAGAGCCAAUUUGGAACUGACGUUCGAAAAUCGUAUUUUUUUAGGUACUUGAUUAAUGAUUAGCAUGAAUGAACCAUAUAUGUUUGAAAAAAAUGUUGCCUAUUAUUAUAAUCAUAUACAGUGUGUGUAUCUAGAUUAUGAAAGCUCAUUUUUAUUGAGUCUAGAUAAUAUUUUAGGUACUUAACCCCCUCAAGCUGGUAAAAAUGAAAAUAUGGGGUAAUUAACCAUCUUGCAUGUGGGCGGUGUUACAUAUAAAAAUAAUGGAAAUGGCUCUAAUAUAAUGGUUGUGGAACGGGCGCAGGACUCGCGGGUACCAACGCAUGAGGUACCUGCAUUCUAUGUAUUCCAUGUUUAUCUAUAUUCUUAACGAAAUUAAAUAAUUUUUCAAUAUUUGCCUCAACCAGUUAUCUAUUUAAAACUUGUUCUUUAAAGUUUUCAUAGUUUAUAACAAAUCUAAUAGAUUAGCAUAGCUAGUUAUAGAAGCAAUAAUUAUAUAUACUGUUUGUGAGUUAAUAAAUAAAACCGUAAUUUAAUAAUUAAAUGAAUCGGAUAGGUAGGUAGGCUAUCAUUAUAAUAUACUAUUAAACCAAAA
Molecule: messenger RNA, 2504 nt
Organism: Cydia pomonella (codling moth)
Lineage: Eukaryota; Metazoa; Arthropoda; Insecta; Lepidoptera; Tortricidae
Product: synaptosomal-associated protein 25-like
Exons: 8
Coding region: 180-812 (210 amino acids)
Biological process (GO): synaptic vesicle priming; synaptic vesicle fusion to presynaptic active zone membrane; exocytosis
Cellular component (GO): plasma membrane; SNARE complex
Molecular function (GO): syntaxin binding; SNAP receptor activity
Source: RefSeq, a predicted model, not a curated record